AUGGGGGGCGACGAGGAAAAGACGAUAGGUCUCGAUGGGACUGAGCACCCAGCAUCGAAAGAGGAAGUCAUGCCAUCUGGGAGGUGUCCAAGUCGUGGGCGGCGGUCGCGAGGAAGUCGGGAUUUGAAGAGGGUGGCAUCGCAUCACUCGAGAGCUGGUGCAGAUGGCUACACUUGGCAUCAUGACGCAGAUGAGAGCAGCCAACGACCGAAUAGAGCCAGGGCUGGGGUCGUGACUCCAGAGCCGUACCGGGUUUCAUUUGAUGGCGAUGCAGACCCGGAGAACCCACGGAGCAUGUCAACCCUCAGACGCUGGGCCAUCGUGCUGAUCUGUAGCGCUAGCUCACUUUGUGUGACUUGCACAUCAUCGCUGUACACAUCGACGUAUGGCCAGCUAGAAAGCGAGUUCGGAUCUUCUCGGCUUGUUUGCACGCUUGGUCUUUCGCUCUUUGUCGCUGGGCUUGGAACUGGUCCGAUGAUUCUAUCUCCGCUCUCUGAGUUCUUCGGCCGACGGCCGAUCUACAUUGGGUCAUUUACGUUCUUCCUCAUCUGGCUCAUCCCAUGUGCGGUUGCCCGGAACAUUCAAACCAUGUUGAUCGCAAGAUUCCUAGAUGGCCUCGCAGGCUCUGCCUUUCUCAGUGUUGCGGGUGGCACCGUGGGAGACAUGUUUGCAAAGCACGAACUAUCCGCACCGAUGAUGGUAUAUACGGCAUCACCGUUCAUAGGGCCUGAAAUUGGGCCGCUUGUUGGUGGAUUCAUUGUUGAGAACACCUCGUGGCGAUGGUGCUUCUAUGUACUCAUCAUCUGGUCCGCACUUCAGCUUCUCCUGAUUGUCUUGUUCGUGCCUGAAACGUACCACCCCGUCCUGCUUCGGCGCAAAGCGAUUCGCUUGCGAGAGGAAACGGGCAACGAGGAAUGGAUCGCGCCUAUCGAGAAGAUGGACCGAUCCAUUGCUAAGACAGUGCUCUGGUCAUGCAUCCGCCCAUUCCAGCUCCUCUUCUUCGAACCAAUAUGCCUCAGCCUGUGCAUACUCUCUGCCAUAUUACUCGGGAUUCUGUACCUUUUCUUCGGUGCGUUCCCAUUGGUCUUCCGUACGAAUCACGGUUUCAGCAUCGCCCAAGUUGGUCUUGCGUUCCUGGGCCUGCUUGCGGGCAUGCUUGCAGGCAUCUCUACCGACCCAAUGUGGAGGCGAGUGUACGGCAGGCUCGUGCGUCAACGAGAGACGCAAGGGGGAGAGCCCGGUGGCUCAGAACCAGAGUUUCGGCUCCCAUCGACGAUACUUGGCGCUUGGGUCGUCCCGAUUGCACUUUUCGGGUUUGGAUGGACGACGUAUUCGUCGGUGCACUGGAUGGUUCCCAUUGUGUUUUCUGGUAUCUUUGGCGUGGGAGUCAUCUGGGUCUACGCAGGCGUGUUCACCUUCCUUGUCGAAGCAUACCCUUUGUACGCUGCAAGUGCCCUAGCUGCGAACUCAUUCGCAAGGUCGUACUUUGCAGCGGCCUUCCCUCUGUUCGGUGUUCAGAUGUACAACAAUCUUGGGUACCAGUGGGCGACAUCCCUGCUCGCGUUCCUUGCCCUAGCCAUGGCCCCAUUUCCCAUUCUCUUCUUUCGAUUCGGCAAGCGGCUCAGGGGCAGCAGUAAGUUUGCAUCAGCAUAG
Messenger RNA from Ascochyta rabiei, 1653 nucleotides. RefSeq lists its product as uncharacterized. The record is from RefSeq and is a predicted model, not a curated record. Gene Ontology annotation, cellular component: membrane. Gene Ontology annotation, biological process: transmembrane transport. The coding region runs from base 1 to 1653 and encodes 550 amino acids. NCBI's taxonomy places the organism in Eukaryota, Fungi, Ascomycota, Dothideomycetes, Pleosporales, Didymellaceae. The transcript has 15 exons. Gene Ontology annotation, molecular function: transmembrane transporter activity.